This is a messenger RNA of Pecten maximus, 1132 nucleotides long. Its product is annotated as DNA-directed RNA polymerases I, II, and III subunit RPABC3-like. NCBI's taxonomy places the organism in Eukaryota, Metazoa, Mollusca, Bivalvia, Pectinida, Pectinidae. Gene Ontology annotation, biological process: DNA-templated transcription. Bases 219 to 668 code for a protein of 149 amino acids. The transcript has 4 exons. Gene Ontology annotation, molecular function: DNA-directed RNA polymerase activity. The record is from RefSeq and is a predicted model, not a curated record. Gene Ontology annotation, cellular component: RNA polymerase III complex; RNA polymerase II, core complex; RNA polymerase I complex.
UAGUGUACAUGAAAUCACUUCCUGUCCAGAAGGGGAUUUGUUGCAAAUAAAGUUAUCCUUGUGUAUUUUGUGAAACUGGAUAGAUUUCACAUAUUGUCUAGAAUCUGUGUCAUUAAAUUGAUAGAUAGAAACAUCUGUUAGUCAAGACCGACGUUCUUUUGAUACAUAUUUUAUGUAAUAGUUAUAAACUUGAGAGGUCACGCCGGAUUUAAAGAAAAAUGGCGGGUGUGCUAUUUGAAGAUAUAUUCGACGUUAAAGAUAUUGACCCUGACGGGAAAAAAUUCGACAGAGUAUCCAGGCUUUUCUGCGAGUCCGAGUCAUUUAAGAUGGACUUGAUCCUGGAUGUCAACACGCAACACUAUCCUGUCGAUCUAGGUGACAAAUUCCGAAUGGUGUUGGCAACAACCCUAAGAGAAGAUGGAUCUCCGGACGAUGGAGAGUACAACCCUUUGGACACCGGACCUUCCCGUGCGGACAGCUUUGAAUAUGUGAUGUAUGGCAAAGUGUACAGGAUUGAGGGAGACGAGACUGGUCCAGAUUCAUCUCGAUUAUCUGCUUACGUGUCAUAUGGUGGUCUGCUGAUGCGGUUACAAGGGGACGCCAACAACUUACACGGAUUUGAGGUGGAUUCCCACGUAUAUCUGUUGGUGAAGAAGUUAGCGUUUUAAGUUGUGUGUAUGUAUUUCGAUUGUAAAUGUGUGGGCGUAUGGACGAUUGAUAAUCUUUGUUCAGUCGGAAACUGAAAUCAGGGUAGUUGUGAUUUUAUUUUCCGUAUCAGUAAGAUAAUUUAAUAUACUUAAAAUGAUCCCGUAUCAGUCAGAUAAUAUAUACAAUAAUAUACAAAAUGAUCAUUUGUCGAGAGUACACUAUCAAAAGUAAAAUAUUUUGUUAGCCACAAUCUGUUAACGGUUUAAAGUCUUGAAAAAUCACAUGUCCAUUAGUACCCUUCUGUCGACUUGUUGAUGGAUCGAAGAGAUAUAUAUAUAUAUUCCAAGUGGGACUGGGAGUGAGAGCGUGGAUGGAGAGUUGAGUGGUAUGAGAAUUGCGUUGUGAGAAGUCACCAAGCCACCAUUUCAUGUGUUCAUUUUACAUCAGACCUUUUAUAAAAAAAAUAAAAUGAAUAUCUCAAAUA